UAAAUCAACCCACUAAAUUUGCAUGCCUUAAAGUUUCUGUGUCCUAGAUUUAAACAUAGCAUUGAGCAGCAGGUAGGCGUGUGCUCUCAGCAGAGCAGUGAUAAGCAGACAAGGGGUUUUUUUCCACUUCAUUUUAAAGAUGCCAAGAGCAAGCAGCAGAGCAAAGCCACUUAUGAAGCAUAAAAACUUAUUUUAAAGACUGCAAAUAUGGGAAUAAUUUCCUAUGGAUGGAGUACAGCCUGGAUAGUACAUUUGCUAACACUCAGAACUUGUGAAGGUUUCAUUAGCUGCUCUGGACAGGUCAUCAUUAAACCCUCUGUGGUUGUCCCAGUACAAACAAACGUAUCUAUAACGUGUGUAUCUGAAAUGAAAGACUGUCUGAAACCAGGACCAAUAUCAGUUUUACUAAAUAACAAAUCAAUAAAAACAGACUGGAUGAAUCAGACAUCUGCUGGAGUCUACCUCUUUAAUGUCAGCCAAUCUUACUCUAUCUACUGCUCUAUCAGCUGUAGUGGGAAAAAUCAUGCAAUAUGCUGGAAAGAUUUAAAAGUUGGAUAUCCCCCAGAUCCUGCCAUUAAUUUAACUUGUUUAUAUGAUGAAAAUUCUGGCAUAAUGACCUGUAGUUUGAAAAAAGGAUGGGAGACACAUAUAAGCACUAAAUAUACAGUACACAUUAAAAAUCUUCAGACAGAUGAAUAUCGCCAAAUACAAUUAAAUCGCGGACUAUACAAUGUGACAAUUCAAGUGAAUAAAUCAUGUGACAAAUCAUUUGAAGUUUACGUUGAAGCCAGAAAUAACUUGGGGCAGUCCAAAUCAGAUACUCAGCAUAUUCAACUGAGCAAUAUAGUGGUUCCUGUCAGACCUGCCAUCAAGAUUCAAGUCCUUAACACACAUUUUGAAGUCACUGUCUACUGGAAAAAGCAAACAUUAUCACAUUUACACUACUGUGAAUUGGCAUACAGAGCUAAGAAACAGCCAAUGUGGACUUUGGUGAAUGAACAAACACUCAACAACUCAAAUAUCCUUAUAAUGAAGAAUAAUUCAGAAGCGAAAGAUCUGAGAGUCCGAUGCAGAGAAGAGAGAGGACAAAGUUACUGGAGUAGCUGGAGUGAUGCCACAGAAAUUCCACAGAUAGCGCCCAUGGAAAUGUUUGAUGUUUGGAGAUCGCUUGGUCCAGUGCACUCCAAUGGAACUCAGGAAGUUACAGUAUUUAUAAAGUCAAUGGCCCCUGAUGUUCCAUGGAGAAAAGCCCUAGGGUAUAAACUGUUCUUCAAAAAUGGAAGCAAAGAGACUGUUAUUGGGAUCUGUAAAACGUCCCAGAGCCAAUGCAAAACUAUUGUACCAAAGGGAAUAAAGGCCAUCCUUGUUUCAGCCUACAAUUCAUAUGGAGACUCUUGUCCAAGCUUGGUUAAUGUUUUGCAAGAUUCACAAGAAAGAGGUGUUUUCCCAGCACCACAAAAUCUAUCAGUCAGAUCAGGAAUUGGAAUCCGAGUCCUAUGGAAUUUUCCAAAGGAGUCUGAAGCAUCAGUUCUUUGGUUCAUCCUGCAAUGGGUCCUGCCCUGUAAUGGAAAACAAGAUAUUUUAUGGAAUAAAAUUCCAAGGGACCAAAGACAUUUUGUCAUUAAAGAUAUUAUAGAUGCAGGAAGUGUAGUCAAAAUUUCCCUAUAUGCAAUCUAUAGCAGCGGUUUCAGCAGACCUUGUGUUGGCUAUGGGUUUUCAAAAGAAUUAGAACCUAAAGCCGGUCCAGAUAAAAUUAUUAAAAAAUCCACCGGAGACCAGACACUGAUUCAGUGGGAAGAGAUUCCUUUGUGUGAUAGAAAAGGCUUCAUUUCUGGCUACACACUGCAUCUGACUGAAGAUUCAAAUGGAGAAACUACCAAAUAUGAAUCAACAACAAAGGAAUAUACAUUUGACCAGUUACAUUCGGGAGCACUUUAUACAGUUUGUCUAACUGCUUCAACAAAAGCUGGAGAAGGUCCUUGUGGAAAACAUAUAUUACUUAAAAAGGAUAAAAGUCUGUAUGAUUAUACAAAGCUCUUAGUGGGAAUAAGUUUUGGUGUUAUGAUCUUGUCAGCUUUUACUUUGACUUUACUGUGCAAAAAGUCAAUACAAGCUAGACUAAAAAGAGUUUUAGUACCCUUAACCCCGAAUUUUCUUCAUGAAAAAUGUCCUCAUAUUGAAAAGAGCACAGCGUUACAGUCUUUACAGGGAACUAUGGAUGUCUCCAAGCCAUGCUUUAUCAAUUCUUACUAUGACCCUGAUAUUACUGAAGUGGAAGAGAGUGAAGAAGAAUCCUUUAUUAACCCCGACACAUCUACAGAAUAUAGCAGUGUGGUAAAGAAUAAUGAGGUUAUCACCCUGGACAAACCAUUUUUAGAGACUAUUGGUACUAAUAGUCAUGUUGCAGAGCGAAUGUUGGGCUACAUGCCACAAACUGCACAAAGAAAUGUUUCCAGGAGAGAUUCCUACUGUAGCCCUGCACAAAUGCUAAAUAUUCAGUUAGCUGCUUUGGAUGCAGUGACUGCAAGGAAUAACACUUCUACAUUUAGUAAUUUAUUUGCUGAGAAAUGUGGCACAGAGAGGGUGCCAACUGUUUCCCCAGAUUCACACUCUCUUAAAAAUAGCAAUAUUGUGGAUAUACAGUUCUUGAAAGCCCUUCCUAAUGCUUCUUUGGAAAACAGCAUAGAAAGACAAUCAUCUGGGAAUAUAAUGGAAGGUAAUACCUUUCCUGGGAAUGAAACAACAUGCUGCUUAACUACUACAGAUGCUGAUUAUUCAGUCACAAAGACUUAUUUUCCACAGGUGUUUGCAAGAGAAACAUGACAGUGUGUGUUCUGUGACUGUCUGCUUUAUAUGCCGUGUAAAGUUCACUUAAUGAAUUCACACUUAGCUGGGAAGGAGAUUAGAAUAGAGUUAAAGGGAUAUUGUUAUCACAUCAUAUCCCUAUAUCUUCAUAAUACCAGUCAGUUGUACUUUGCACACAAUAUAAAAACUUUAUAUAUUUUGAGAGGGAAUGAAUGGGGUGUGGAGAAUACAAUUCAUCCCAAUGUAAGUAGCAGCCAAAAUGGCACCUUCCUAAGAAAAGAGAAGCAUUACCAGUUCACAUUAACUCUAAGAUAUUAAACAAGUUGACUUUGUGUAUGUUUGAAGCAAACUCCUGGCGAGAUGGCAGGUUCUCUUAAGCACUAAAGUAACUUGGAUUUCUACAUGUAAAUAGUAUGCACAUAUGUUUUGUGGCUAUCAUAUCAUGAUAUGGUCGCAUAGGAUUAAAUAAAAUACUUUAGUGU
Molecule: messenger RNA, 3287 nt
Organism: Xenopus tropicalis (tropical clawed frog)
Lineage: Eukaryota; Metazoa; Chordata; Amphibia; Anura; Pipidae
Gene: il23r
Product: interleukin 23 receptor
Exons: 16
Coding region: 208-2823 (871 amino acids)
Source: RefSeq, a predicted model, not a curated record